UUCUUGGUUGCCACUUCUUUACGUCUACUCCAAUAAAUAUACUUGUUUGUCCUUUCGGAGCUAGGCCCUGUCCUCUCUCUACUUCCACCUAUCUCCAACCCCUCUCCCCUGCUCUGUCCUCCCACCCACAGUCGGAAUGGCCUCUACCCCGCUUGCCAGCGCAAACGCCGCUGAUCCCUCCUCCUCCCGCAAGGUCUUCACCAUCGGAACACGCAAGUCCAAGCUCGCCCUGCUGCAGACCGACCUCGUCCAGGCCGCCCUCAAGGCCAAAUGGCCCCAAUACGAAUUCAAGAUUCACUCGCGCGAAACCGCCGGUGAUCAGAACACCACCAUCGCGCUACGGGACUUCACCACCAAGAAUCUGUGGACCCAAGAAUUGGAGGAGCUGUUGAUGGCCGGUCAUGUGGAUCUCAUCGUGCAUUCGCUCAAGGAUGUCCCCACCCUGCUGCCGCCCUCCUGCACGUUGGGCCCGAUGAUGGACCGGGAGGAUACGCGCGACGUCUUGGUCGUCAAGCAGGGAUUGUCAUACAAGAGCUUGGCCGACCUGCCUGCGGGCUCGGUGGUGGGCACUUCCUCCAUCCGCCGGACCGCUCAAUUGGCUCGGCGCUACCCCCAUCUCAAGGUCACGGAUGUUCGGGGAAACAUCGGCACCCGUCUGUCGAAGCUCGAUGCAGAGGAUGGUGCUUAUACCUGUCUGAUCCUGGCCGCCGCCGGUCUGCUCCGUUUGGGUCUGCAGGAUCGGAUCACCGCGUAUCUGGAUUCCCAAAACGGCGGCAUGCUCUAUGCCGUCGGACAGGGUGCUCUGGGUAUCGAGGUUCGCAAGGAUGAUCAGCUUGUGCUGGACAUGUUGACUGGCAUUGGCCACCAGGAGACCACUCUGGCCUGUUUGGCUGAGCGGAGCCUCCUGCGGACUCUGGAGGGUGGCUGCAGUGCCCCUCUGGGUGUUGAGUCGGAAUGGGUGCGCGAUGCCGAUGGGUCAUCCAAGUUGAGAAUGCGCUCGAUUGUUGUCAGCGUGGAUGGCAGUGAGAGCUCCGAGGUGGAAGUCGAUGGCUCGGUCGAUACCCCUCAGUCUGCCGAGGAGUUCGGUGUCACGGUCGCCAAGGCUUUGGUCGCCAAGGGUGCUGGAAAGAUCCUUGAAGAGAUCCAGCGGAACAAACAGACCUCUCAAUGAUUUUUAGUGUAAAAGGUGUUGUGGUGGAGAUGCUGGUCCUCUCCUUCACGGAAGGUAUGAAGGAUAUGAUUAGACGGAUACCCAUACAAGAAGAAGACCUGCUGUAGGUUUAGGAUAGAUUAUGACAUAAAAAGCAAAUCACAAGAAUAUAUUUGCGUC
Messenger RNA from Aspergillus homomorphus CBS 101889, 1330 nucleotides. RefSeq names its product porphobilinogen deaminase. Gene Ontology annotation, molecular function: hydroxymethylbilane synthase activity. The record is from RefSeq and is a predicted model, not a curated record. Gene Ontology annotation, cellular component: cytoplasm. Lineage: Eukaryota; Fungi; Ascomycota; Eurotiomycetes; Eurotiales; Aspergillaceae. Gene Ontology annotation, biological process: heme biosynthetic process. The coding region runs from base 137 to 1171 and encodes 344 amino acids. The transcript is spliced from 2 exons.